Trifolium pratense (red clover) is the source of this 1149-nucleotide messenger RNA. Its product is annotated as zinc finger protein CONSTANS-LIKE 2-like. The transcript has 2 exons. Bases 251 to 898 code for a protein of 215 amino acids. The record is from RefSeq and is a predicted model, not a curated record. Gene Ontology annotation, molecular function: zinc ion binding. NCBI's taxonomy places the organism in Eukaryota, Viridiplantae, Streptophyta, Magnoliopsida, Fabales, Fabaceae.
AAACAAUAUCAAUAGCUGGAUAGGAUCACAAAGAUUGACAAUUCUCUCACUCUUAUUUGAUAAUCUCUCAUUUUUUUAAUUGUUUAUAAAUAUCAGCAAGGGGCAUCUACUUUCCUCUUCUCUUUCCUUCCUUCUUAUUACCCAUUCUUCUUCCAUACACACCAAACCAUCACAAGAGAGAGAGAGAGAAAAAAACCCAACAAAACACGAAAAUUCCGCAAAAAAAGAACAACGAAACCGCGUUGAUAUCAUGAAGAAGAAUUGUGAACUUUGCAAACUUCCGGCUAGAACUUUCUGUGAGUCAGACCAAGCUAGCUUAUGCUGGGACUGCGAUUCUAAGGUCCACGGUGCUAAUUUCUUAGUUGAGAGACACACAAGAACUCUCCUCUGUCGCGCUUGUCAAUCUCCGACGCCUUGGAAAGCUUCCGGUGCUAGACUCGGUAACGCGCUUUCGUUGUGUGAAAGAUGCGCCGGUGGAAGAAAAGUUGAUUCCGUUCAACAAGAUGAAGAGAGUGAAGGUGACAAUGAGGAUGAUGUUGAAACUGAUUCCGAUGAGGAGGAUUCUGAUGAGGAUGAGGAUGAUGUUGACGGUGAUAAUCAGGUUGUUCCUUGGUCUUCAACUGCGAUGCCUCCACCGGCGUCGAGUUCUUCCGGUAGUGAAGAGUCGGUUUGCAAGUGUAACGAGAACGAUGAAGUUGUUUCGCAGUUAGUUACAGCAAUUACCUUGAAACGACGUCGUGUGGAUCAUGAUUUUCAGGAUUCGGAUUCUAAAAACUGGAAAAAUCAACGGAGAGAGGAGGAUGAUUUGUUAGGGUAUGUCGGAGAACCGUCGUCAAAGGCGGCGAUACGGCGUUAUUGUGACGGAGAUGAAACGGAGCAUUCUCAGCCACACGAUUGAUGAGGACGUACAAUUAGAGAUAUUAUUUUAUUUGUGAUCUCUUUGAUUAACUUCCGCUAACAAAACUCUUUAGAUUUUUAUAAUGACUAUCCAAUAUUAUUCCAAUGUAUGCAUUAGUUUAUUUUUUGUUCUUUUUUUUAAUUAUUAUUUUGAGGAUUAUGGUUGUAGUAAUAUUUUUUUUUUAAUUGCGAAAGUGAUGAAUUGUAUGUUUUGGAAAGAAAAGAAAAACCAUAUGAUGAAAUUGUAAUGUA